Molecule: messenger RNA, 1485 nt
Organism: Metarhizium brunneum ARSEF 3297
Lineage: Eukaryota; Fungi; Ascomycota; Sordariomycetes; Hypocreales; Clavicipitaceae
Gene: ALDH
Product: Aldehyde dehydrogenase
Molecular function (GO): aldehyde dehydrogenase (NAD+) activity
Source: RefSeq, a predicted model, not a curated record
AUGUCGACUAUCAACAUCACUCUUCCAAACGGAGUCAAGUACGAGCAGCCUGUUGGCUUGUUCGUCAAUAAUUCAUUCCAACAUGCGUCUGGAGACAAGUUCGACGUUGUCGAUCCUGCCACUGGACAACAAGUACUCAGCGUAGCCGGUGCGUCUGUGGCUGAUGUCAACACAGCUGUAGAAGCCGCUCGCAAAGCAUUUGAAGGGCCGUGGUCAGAGUUGGCCCCCGCGGAGCGAGGCGAUUUUCUCAUGAAGCUGGCCUCCCUCAUCGACCGCGAUCGAAAACUUAUAGCUGCCAUUGACGCCUACGACUGUGGCAAACCUUACUCUGUCGCGCUUGAAGCAGACCUGGAAGAGUCUUACAAUGUGUUCAAAUAUUAUGCCGGGUGGGCAGACAAAAUAUAUGGUGACACAAUUGACACCUCUCCCGCCAAGUUUGCAUAUACUGUCCAGGAGCCACUAGGAGUUUGCGGUCAGAUCAUUCCUUGGAAUUUCCCUUUUAUGAUGCUUGCUUGGAAGGUUGCGCCUGCUCUGGCGUGCGGCAAUGUGGUGAUUGUGAAGCCAGCAGAACAAACUCCGCUGUCCGCCAUGUAUUUUGGCAAGUUGGUCCAAGAAGCCGGGUUGCCGCCCGGUGUUGUUAAUGUUGUUCCCGGUCUUGGGCCCGUCGCCGGAAAGACGUUGGCCGAGCACACUGACGUUGACAAAAUUGCAUUUACUGGAAGCACAAAUACAGGCCGUGCAAUCAUGCGAUAUGCAGCAACAAAUCUCAAGAAUAUUACUCUCGAGUGCGGUGGCAAGAGCCCUCUCAUUGUCUUCGAAGACGCUGAUUUAGAACAAGCUGUUAAAUGGGCCCAUGUCGGCAUCAUGGACAACUCUGGUCAAGUCUGCACUUCUACGUCCCGAAUUUACGUACAUGAGAAGGUUUACGAUGACUUUGUCAAAGCUUUCACUGAAUUCACUAAGAAGAGUACCGUCAUCGGGAACCCUUUCAAGGAAAAUGUCAACCACGGGCCGCAGGUCUCCAAGAACCAAUUUGAUCGUGUUCUCUCCUAUAUCGAGGCGGGUCGCAAAGAGGGUGCCAGGAUCCUUACUGGUGGUCUCAAGGUUGAAGGAGAAGGGUACUACAUUCAGCCGACCAUAUUCUCAGAAGCGAACGAAAAUGCCACGGUUGUUCGAGAGGAGAUAUUUGGCCCCGUGGUCGUGAUCGGCAAAUUUGCAACCGAGCCAGAAGUGAUAGCCAAGGCAAACGACACAUCGUACGGCCUGGCGGCAGCUGUAUUUACAGAGAAUAUUUCGAGAGGCCACAAAGUCUCGAGAAAACUGCAGGCUGGAAUGGUUUGGGUCAAUUCGUCAGGGGACUCGCAUUUUGGUAUUCCGUUUGGCGGCUACAAGGCUUCGGGCAUCGGCAGGGAGCUUGGAAAAUAUGCACUUGAUGCAUACACGCAGACAAAGGCUAUUCAUGUCAACUUGGCAAUGAAGCUGUGA